GAAAUAUAGCUUGGCCACUUUUCUGCUGCUGCCCUUGUGGAACGGAGUGGGCAGUCUGCUUACCAGCAUUAGAAGCAACAGCAGAAGAAAUAAAUGCCUGCCUGCCUGCCUGCGAAUGAAUUUAUUUUGUUAUCACUGGUAGCUCUCCCUCCCUUUGCCUUGCAUGCCUGCUUCCGUCCAGCUGAGGGCUGCCUGUUGAAGGGACAGGCCAACGACGUCACGGAAAAGCCCUGUCUCUGAUCAGAUGGGCUUAAUAUAAACCAGGUUUGCUGAGAACGAAUUAGAGAGGCAGGCAGCCCCAGAGACCGAAGAAGGAUUUUCCGUGGGAGACUGGUUCAAGAUCCACCAACUCUCUGACAAAAGGGAGUGAGACCAAGAGUGCUGACUCUGGUUGAGACAGGAGAUUCUGAAAGACAGCAAGGUAAAGGGGGGACAAAAGCCAUGACUCUGAACAAUGUCACGAUGCGUCACAACAGUAGUGCCUUGCAAUCCCAGCAGCAGCGCUGGAGCAUCCCAGCAGACGCAAGGCAUUUGGUGGUCCAGAGAGACCCUCGUGAGUCCAACCAACAGAAAAGGUACACCAUCAACCCUGAAGAGUAUUACAGAAGGAGCUGGUCAUCGGAGUCUUCCGAUUCCGUCAUCUCAUCCGAAUCGGGAAACAGCUACUACCGAGUGGUCCUUAUAGGGGAACAAGGAGUCGGCAAAACGACCAUUGCCAACAUCUUUGCAGGUGUUCACGACAGCAUGGACAGUGACUGUGAAGUGCUAGGAGAAAACACAUACGAACGAACCUUACUGGUAGACGGUGAAAGCGCAACAGUCAUCCUCAUUGACAUGUGGGAAAACAAGUGUGAAAACGGAUGGCUUCAAGAACACUGCAUGCAGGUUGGAGAUGCGUACUUGAUCGUCUAUUCCAUCACAGACCGUGCAAGUUUCGAGAGAGCAUCAGAGCUCAGAAUACAGCUCCGCCGGGCACGCCAAACAGAAGACAUUCCGAUUAUUUUAGUGGGCAACAAAAGUGACCUAGUCAGGUGCCGGGAAGUGUCUGUUUCAGAAGGCAGAGCGUGUGCUGUUGUGUUUGACUGUAAGUUCAUUGAGACAUCAGCAGCCGUCCAGCACAAUGUGAAGGAGCUGUUUGAAGGCAUUGUGCGUCAAGUGCGGCUAAGAAGAGACAGCAAAGAGAAGAAUGAAAAAAGGCUGGCAUAUCAGAAGAGGAGGGAGAGCAUCCCUAAGAAAGCCAGGCGAUUCUGGGGCAAAAUUGUAGCUAAAAAGAACAAGAACAUGGCCUUCAAACUGAAAUCUAAGUCUUGCCACGAUCUCUCAGUCCUUUAGAAACAUUAGACAUUGUCCUUUAUGAACACUAUUUGACUCCAUUUCAAACAAUACAUCAGUCUAUAUUAGACUGAUCAACAAGAAUUAUAAGACUGACUUGGAUUCACAACUGUGAUUAUUGUGACAAAAUCUGCAGGCAAUAAGCACAGUGUUAUGCAUGCAUGGAAAAAGGAAUGCCAUUUAUACUUUUUUUGGUUUUAUUUUGUUUAUUGUUUAAGGGUAUGACUGUGUUGGGUGUGGAAGAUAACUUUUGUCUUAUCUGAUACACAGGAACAUUCCAAAUGUAAGUGUGUGUUCACAAAAAUGCAAACUAUUUUCCUUGUUGCCUUUUGGAAAAAUGCCUACAAAUCAAAAAAACAUCAUUCAGAGAAUCAGCUUGGUAUUCUCAUUCUUAUUUCUUGCUAUUUCUUCUAAAAGCCAAGAAACUGAGAAAGAGAAUUGACAGAGAUGCCUUCUCCCCUGUAAACUAGUUGAUUUUUGUAAGUGCCAACAGCGGAAAAUCUGUUUUACAAUAUCAUUUGCUUCAAUGGCCAAGUGAAAGCUAUCAACAGCAUCUAGCUUCUCAAGUGUUUGGACAAAGGGGAAUUCUGCAUACAGAGAGUUACACUCUUAUGGAACAAUAUGGUGGAUGGAUUUGUAUGUCAAUAAUAAAGAGAGAUGGAUAACAUGGGUUAGGUUAUUGCUAGGUUUAGUUUAUUAAUGCUAAACGAUGCCUAGAAGAAUGUUGUGUUUACAUCUUCAGUCAUUCAAUCAUUUUUAAAACUAGAUGCCGUGUCAGCCAAGAGAGUUUGGGAGGUGUAGUCAAAAAGUAACAUUUCCAAGAUAGGUUCAAAACAUAACUUUGGAGUCUGAGCUUUGCUAGUACCAGAGGGAAUGGGCUGGAUGGCGGUCCUCCUCAUUCUCCCUUUCUUCUAGAAAAGCAAUGUGGAAACUUUGGUUCUCUAAAUGUUUUAGACUUCAGCUCUCAGAAACCCCAGUCAAUACAGACAGGUAUAUGUGAUUGUGGGAGUUGUAGUCUAAAACAAUAGUUCCCAUACUUUGGUCUUCAGAUCCCAGAAUACCUGGCUAAGGUAUCUGAGGCUUCUGGGAGGAGAAGUCCAAAAUACCAGGAGUAGAAGAUGGGAACCACUGGUCUAAAACAUAAGAAGAAUAGAAAGGGUCUUGUGCCUGCAUACUUCCUGGAGCCCUUCCAUUUACAAAGAGCCAGGUGUGAGUCCAACACAUACUUAUAGGAUGUAUUUCUGUACUGCAACUUUCUGUGUUGUUAUACAUGAUAUUUCUCUCUCUAAUGCUAAAAGAAGUAGAAAAUAGAAGAAAAUCAAGUGCAAAAUGCCAAUCUUGAGGCACAGGGGAGAUCUUUUAUAAAAAUCCACAAAGAUAUUUUGUGCUCAGAUCUAAUGUUUGUAUUAUGCCAUAACUGUUUGUAUUUAUUAUCUUUUAAUUAUUGUAUUUUUAAUGGGUCAACUCUAGAAAGGGGUGGGGGCAGGGAAGAUGUAGUCUUGAAAUAUAUUUAUUAAGUGACUUCCUAAGAAAAAUGCUGAUUUUAUUACUGUUUUCUAUAUGAUAUCUUUUUGGAUUAAGCAACGUUUUAUUUACAUGCCUUGUAAUAAAUCAAUAAAAAGUUUUGUUAUCUUUGAA
Messenger RNA from Anolis carolinensis (green anole), 2970 nucleotides. It is a transcript of the gene gem, whose product is annotated as GTP binding protein overexpressed in skeletal muscle. Gene Ontology annotation, biological process: negative regulation of high voltage-gated calcium channel activity. The record is from RefSeq and is a predicted model, not a curated record. The transcript is spliced from 5 exons. NCBI's taxonomy places the organism in Eukaryota, Metazoa, Chordata, Lepidosauria, Squamata, Anolidae. Bases 442 to 1332 code for a protein of 296 amino acids. Gene Ontology annotation, molecular function: GTP binding; calcium channel regulator activity; GTPase activity. Gene Ontology annotation, cellular component: plasma membrane.